AUGGAAAACCCACAGAUUUCCCCCAAGACGGUAUCCACUGGGGAGACGGUCACCCUGAGUUGCAGUGUACCAGAGACCUUCCCGAAAGGACCUGUCUUGUGGUUCAAGGGAAUUGGGCCAAACCGAGAAUUAAUCUACAGUUUCAAACAAGAUCACUUUCCCAGAGUAAAAGCAAUUGGAGACAACACCAAACCUGGCAACACGGACUUUUCUAUCUGCAUCAGCGAUGAUUCUCUUGCAGAUGCUGGCACCUAUUAUUGCGUGAAGCUCAUAAAAGGGAAACAUAAGGAAUACCAGUCAGGUCCGGGCACUGAGGUGUCUGUAACAGAGCAGAGUCUGGGGCCUCCCUAGGACAGACAUCUGGAGAGAGCGGGCUCCAGGGCCCAGCACGAUGCCCACCCCUGCCUCUCAGCCCCGCCUGCCUCCGCCGUCCCUGCUGCUGCCCCUGCUGCUGGGACUCACAGGUGAGCACCUCCGCCCUGGGUACCACAGUGCAGGGAUGC
Molecule: messenger RNA, 503 nt
Organism: Microcebus murinus (gray mouse lemur)
Lineage: Eukaryota; Metazoa; Chordata; Mammalia; Primates; Cheirogaleidae
Source: RefSeq, a predicted model, not a curated record